This is a messenger RNA of Dicentrarchus labrax (European seabass), 3674 nucleotides long. It is a transcript of the gene gucy2ca, whose product is annotated as guanylate cyclase 2Ca. Gene Ontology annotation, biological process: cGMP biosynthetic process; receptor guanylyl cyclase signaling pathway; protein phosphorylation. Lineage: Eukaryota; Metazoa; Chordata; Actinopteri; Moronidae. The record is from RefSeq and is a predicted model, not a curated record. The transcript is spliced from 27 exons. Gene Ontology annotation, molecular function: peptide receptor activity; protein kinase activity; ATP binding. The coding region runs from base 450 to 3674 and encodes 1074 amino acids.
CCCUCCAACUGGUGCACUGACUGUCACUUGACAGUUGUUCAUUAACGUAUGGAGGACAGGUAGAUCAGCCAGUACCAAGGUGGAGGAUUAUUGAUCUAAGGCUUACACUAGGGAAACAACUGGUGUGAAGAUUUCUUGUCUUUAGUUUACUUUUUCUUUUGUAUCUACUAAAAGUGGUUGAAGAUCGCAGACAAAACUUUUAUUUUCUUCUUUUAUCUGGAUGCCGGACAGCGAAUCCAGAGACAAAGUGACUUUUGCUUAGUCACUGAAGAGCACUCUUCACUUCUGUUUUUGGACUCAUGUUGUCAAUGGAGAGGAUCUGUUCAGGUGGACGAAUGUAAAAACUUGCCUUCAGUCUUCUGUUUGAGUUAUAUAUUGUCAUUGACAUGUAGAAACUGUGAAAAAAGACACAAUAUUCUGAGGGAAAAAGGAAAAUCUCAAGGAUCAAGAUGUACAACUUACACAGUUUACUUUACCUGGGAGUGCUGAUAAUGGCGGUGGUCGCAAACAAGAUGCUGGAUGACUGUUUGGAAGUAAGGCGUAAAUAUACCAUUAACGUUGCGCUGCUGGAGGACAACACUUAUAAGUGGAGUAUGCCAUUUGUGAAGGCGGCUGUGGAAAAAGCCAUUGCAGAGGACAGUCUGGAGAACAAUGUUUUAGGCUUCAACCUGACGGCUAACUACAAUGAGUUCACUACCAAUGCGUACAAACGGCAGGGCUGUGGAAGCAGCACCUGUGAAGGAGUGGCAAUACUCAAGGAUCUGCAUAAUAAGGGUGAAAUUGGAUGUGUCAUGCUGGGGCCUUCCUGCACUUAUGCCACCUUUCAGUUAGUGGAUGAAGAAAUUGGCCUGAACCUGAGCAUUCCAAUCAUCUCUGCUGGGAGCUUCGGCCUUUCGUGUGACUAUAAACCCAAACUGACCCGAAUUCUGCCUCCAGCACGCAAGAUCUCAGACUUACUAUUCCACUUUAUGGAUGAAACCUUGCCAUUUAAGCAGCAUUGGGAGUACGUCUAUGUCUACAAGAAGUCCAGCAACAUAACUGAGGACUGCUUCUGGUACAUCAACGCAUUGGAAGCAGCCUCUGCCAACUUUGCCUCAAAAACUGAGAGACAGAUGCUGCGUGGGGAGGAUGAGCUGAAGACUGCCCUCAACUCUAAGAAAAGACACAGCAACAUUUUCAUCCUAUGCGGGAACCCUGGUGACAUUGUUUCAAUAAAGAGUAUGGUAGGCCCGAUUCAUGAGGACAUCAUUUUCAUUCUUCUCGAUAUUUACAAUCCUGACUAUUAUGUCAACACAACAUCCGCUGAGGGAAUGGAGAACGUACUGGUGAUCACUCUGCCACCGAGGAACUAUGACUAUGGAAACGCAACAUACAAUAACACGAUAAAUGACUUUGUGGCUGGAUAUCAUGAUGGAGCGCUGCUGUUUGGCAAAGUACUCAGAGAGAGAAAGCUAAGUCAAGGACGCAACAAGGAAUUUGUGCCUCUGAGUGACAACCCGUUUGGAAACGUCUCCUUUUACGGUAUGGGAGGACACUAUGUGCUCGAUGAGUACGGUGACAGAGAUGUUAACUUCACUAUAUUCUACACAUCAACCAUCACUGGCGAGUACGAAACCCUGGUAGUGUUUGACACAUCACAAAACAAAACCAUAAUGGUAGCCGAAAAUCCCGCCCUGCCCUGGAUCAGAGGUCUGCCUUCUGACGUGCCAAAUUAUUCAGCCCUGAGUAUGCAGGAUGUGAUUGUCAUCGUUCUGAGUCUCAGUGUCAUCGUGGUGACAGCCAUCGCUCUCAUCUUCUACAGGCAGAACAGGAAAGAGCGUCUUAUGCAGAAGAGGUGGUCUCAUAUUGACCCACAUCUGAUUGAUCCACUGGAUGAGAAGGAGGUCUCUCUGAAGAUUGAUGAAGAUAAGAGGAAGGACAGCACGUAUUUCAAUCACAGAUGCCGCUAUGACAAAAAGCCUGUGAUCUUGAAAGAGCUGAAGCAAACGGACGGAGACUUCACAGAAGACCAGAAGAUUGAGCUUAACACUCUGCGGUGUAUUGAUUACUACAACCUGACCAAGUUCUACGGCACGGUGAAGUUUGAGUACGGUGUGUACGGGGUGUUUGAGCUCUGUCAGCGGGGCUCCCUCAGGUACAUUCUGAAUGACAGGAUCUCCUACCCAGACGAAACCUUCAUGGACAUGGAGUUUAAGAUAUCAGUCAUGUAUGACAUAGCAAAGGGUAUGUCAUAUCUCCACUCCAGUAACAUUCAGGUCCAUGGUCGCCUCAAGUCCACCAACUGUGUAGUUGACAACCGCAUGGUGGUCAAGAUCACGGACUUUGGUUGUCACACCAUCCUAAAUCCUGGCAGAGAUUUGUGGACGGCCCCGGAGCAUCUUCGUAAAGAUGGUGUGUCUCAGAAAGGUGAUGUCUACAGCUAUGCCAUCAUUGCAGAUGAGAUCGUUAGGAGACGGGCCCCGUUCUAUACACAGUGCUGCUCUGAUCCUACAGAGAAGAUAUAUAGAGUGCAGUUUCCCAGUGGGACGAGCGUCUUCAGGCCUGACCUCAACUUUGAGGGUGCAUCAGAGAGGGAGAUCGAGCUGCACACGUUGAUAAAAAAUUGCUGGGAUGAAGAACCAGAACGGAGGCCAGAUUUUAAGAGAAUAGAGUUAUCUCUGGGUAAGAUUUUCAGUAAUCUGCACAACCAGGCCACUGAGACAUACAUGGACAACCUGAUCCGUCGCCUGCAGAUGUACUCCAGGACUCUAGAGCGUCUGGUGGAGGAGAGAACCUCCUUGUACAAAGCUGAGAGGGACAGAGCGGAUCGCCUCAACUUUAUGCUACUUCCUGGCCCAGUGGUGCGUUCCUUGAAGGAGACGGGCAGAGUGAAACCAGAGCUGUUUGAGGAGGUGACCAUCUAUUUUAGCGACAUUGUGGGAUUCACCACCCUCUGCCACUACAGCACCCCCAUGGAGGUGGUCGACAUGCUCAACGACAUCUACAAGAACUUUGACAGCAUCCUUGACCACCAUGACGUCUACAAGGUUGAGACCAUAGGAGAUGCAUACAUGGUUGCAUCAGGUUUGCCCAAACGCAACGGCGACAGGCAUGCAGUGGACAUCGCCCUCAUGGCCCUGGACAUGUUGGCUUUUGUAGGGACGUUUGAGUUGCUGCACCUGCCUGGCAUCCCUCUGUGGAUCCGUAUUGGUGUGCAUUCAGGGCCGUGUGCAGCAGGAGUAGUGGGGAACAAAAUGCCUCGCUAUUGUCUUUUUGGAGAUACAGUCAACACUGCUUCACGCAUGGAGUCCACAGGCCUGCCUCUGAGGAUUCAUGUCAGUCAGUCCACCAUCAGCAUCCUGCAGAGGACAGACUGCAAGUUUGAGUAUGAAAAAAGAGGAGAGACAUACCUGAAGGGUAAAGGCAAAGAGAUGACAUACUGGUUAACAGGAGUGACUGGGGGGAAAUACAACCUCCCGACACCACCAACAGCGGAAAACUUCCAGCGACUCCAGCAGGACCUGGCGGAGAUGAUUGUGUCCAGUCUGGAGAAGCGUGGAGACGGGAGCGAGCGCUUCAAAAAGACCCUGUCUACCAAAGUCCGCCGGAGGGAGACCAACAGCAGCAUGCAGGGGGACAGUCCACCAGACUACUUCCACCUGGCUGUCACUGACAACCCCAGUACCUAUCUGUGA